AUGGCGGCCGCGGCCGCAGGGGUGGCGCCGGUCCGCGCCCGGUUUCUCGCCUCCAAGGAGCAGUUCCAUGCCUACCUGCGGGCUGGGGGUCAGCCUGGCGGCCACGUGGGUGGUGGGGGUGAGGAGGAGGAGGUCGAGGUCAAGGAGAAGAAGGAGGAGGUCAGCAGCUGCCAGAGUGAGCCCCCCGCCAAACGGGUGAGGUUGGAGGACCUCGGUCAGGAUGGGGAAAGCCAAGAGGAUGCUGGAGCAGAGAAGGAGCCUGCGGAGCGGAAGCGAGCCCGGGGGCAGAACAAGAACAGGCCGUGUAUGAAACCCAACCACUACGAGCAAAGCAGGCUGUGCCCGUCGGUAUCUCAGGGGUGUGCAGAGAAGUGCUACUUCGGCCCGCGGUGCCGCUUCCUUCACGAUAUCGGCAAGUACAUGGCUGCAAAGCCAGCUGACCUGGGCCGCAGCUGCGUGCUCUUUGAAACCUUUGGCAAGUGCAUUUACGGCGUCACCUGCCGCUUUGCCCAGGCCCACCUUGGGGACGGCUACCAGAACAUCAUCAAUGCAGACCUGGCCAAGCAGUGGGAAGGGAAGUCGCUGGUGAGGAACAACCUUUCCAAGGACCUCCAGCAUCAGCUGCGCAAGAGGAAGUUUAGCUUCAAGAAGGCUGACGAGUACCUCUGUGCUCUGGCCAAGACCCACGGUGAUGGUGGGAAGGGAGGCAAAGCCACGGGGCGCUCUAAAGAGGAGCAAGAGGUGUCCAACUGCACAACACCCCAGGAGGGUCUGGGAGACAGCCCUGAAUGUCCUGUCCUACCUGAGCAGGAAGAAUAUCCCAAAACAGACGCCUUGCAGAGUCCCGGCCUCACAGGUGGUGAGGAGGCUUCCUCCAUCAAAACAGUGGGCCCAGUGACAGACGAAGACAUUAUAAAGCUGCGGUCAUGUGAGAAGAAGAAGCUGGAAAUCCAAGGCAAGCUCUACUUGGCUCCACUGACCACGUGUGGUAACCUCCCUUUCCGAAGGAUAUGCAAACGCUUCGGGGCAGAUGUCACCUGUGGGGAGAUGGCUGUGUGCACAAACCUGCUUCAGGGCCAGUCCUCCGAGUGGGCUCUCCUUAAACGGCAUCAUACUGAAGAUAUUUUUGGGGUGCAGCUGGAAGGAGCGUUUCCAGACACAAUGACCAAAUGUGCUGAGCUCCUGAACCAGACAAUUGAAGUGGACUUUGUAGACAUCAAUGUUGGGUGUCCCAUUGACCUGGUCUACAAGAAGGGAGGAGGCUGUGCUCUGAUGACUCGAUCCAACAAGUUUGAACAGAUUGUCCGAGGGAUGAACUCGGUGCUGGAUGUCCCACUGACUGUGAAGAUACGGACGGGGGUGCAAGAAAAGAUUAAUGUGGCUCAUAAAAUAAUCCCCAAGAUCCGGGAGUGGGGAGCAUCCAUGGUCACGCUUCAUGGCCGAUCCAGGGAACAGCGGUACACAAGGGGUGCUGACUGGGACUACAUAGCAGAAUGUGCUAAAAUAGCAAGCCCCAUGCCUCUUUUUGGAAAUGGUGAUAUUUUGUCUUACGAAGAUGCUAAUCGAGCCAUGCAGAUGGGCGUUUCGGGAAUUAUGAUUGCAAGAGGGGCACUCAUCAAACCGUGGCUUUUCACUGAAAUCAAGGAACAGAGACACUGGGAUAUCUCCUCCAGCGAGAGAUUUGAUAUCCUCAAAGACUUCACCAACUAUGGCCUUGAGCACUGGGGGUCAGAUACUCAGGGAGUGGAGAAGACCAGGAAGUUCCUGCUGGAAUGGCUCUCAUUCCUGUGCAGGUAUAUUCCAGUUGGCUUAUUAGAACAUCUACCUCAGAAAAUUAACGAGCGGCCGCCUUACUACAUGGGGAGAGACUAUCUGGAGACGCUGAUGGCAAGUCAAAACGUGGACGAUUGGAUUAAAAUAAGUGAGCUGCUUCUGGGACCUGUACCUACCAGCUUCACCUUCCUGCCUAAACACAAGGCAAAUUCCUACAGAUAGGGCUGAUGAGGCCCUUUCCCAUGGCACCAAGGCAAGAGGAGGCAUU
Messenger RNA from Haliaeetus leucocephalus (bald eagle), 2041 nucleotides. It is a transcript of the gene DUS3L, whose product is annotated as dihydrouridine synthase 3-like (S. cerevisiae). Gene Ontology annotation, molecular function: RNA binding; tRNA dihydrouridine synthase activity; metal ion binding. NCBI's taxonomy places the organism in Eukaryota, Metazoa, Chordata, Aves, Accipitriformes, Accipitridae. Gene Ontology annotation, biological process: tRNA processing. The transcript is spliced from 13 exons. Bases 1 to 1995 code for a protein of 664 amino acids. The record is from RefSeq and is a predicted model, not a curated record.